CUAUGGCGUCCUGUGAACUCAUCCACAUCGACAACACUGCAAGAAACAUAUCAAAUAUCAAAAUGGUUGCCGGUUUAUGAAAGCGUGAUGCGUUUGUGAUAUUUGUGAACAAAAUUUGAUAAACAACACUACAGAAAUGAUGUCCAUAGGACCGAAAAUGGACGGAGGUCCCAAUACAAAAUAUUUUGAGAGUACGGAGACUCUUAAUGCCUUAGAAGGAGUUAAGAACUGGCUCCAAAAGAAUGCAAAGAAGUACAUGAAUAAUGAUCCUAUAACAAAUAAGUCGAUAUCUCAAACUUUAAUUCAGUUUUUGCAAUUUCAAGAAGAUUUUCUAGGCAAAAAAGCUCAAAAACCGCCAAUGACUAGAAUACCUGUGAGGUACUUUCUUGAUUUCAAACCCGGAGGCGGUUUAUGUCAUAUUUUAGCUGCGGCAUAUAAAUUUAAAACUGAGCAUGGUUGGCGUCGUUUUGAAAUUCCAACAGGAAAGAAUACAUCAAAGGUCGACAAAGUAUAUGAGAUGUUCCAGUCCAUGGAGAAGGCGUUAAUUCAAAAUAAGCUGUACAAUAUCCCUAUAAUCUAUAUUGACCCCAAUGUUGACAAAACAGUCUGCCCGAGAAUUAAAGAAAUAAUCAGAAAAAGGAAUGGACAGAUUUCAGAUACCGACGAAAAUGCUACUCACAUUAUUUACAAUUCAACUGAUUCGUCCGUUGAAGAAUAUGGGAGACCAGUUUUAAAAAGAGAUAGAAUGGUAUUAAUGCAUUGGUACUAUUUCCCAGACUCGUUUGAUACAUGGGUUAAUUUAGAGGCAGUUGGACUAGAUAACAUGUCACUAGAUAGUCCAAGUCCACGCUCAGAGCCCUGGAGAAUCACAUAUUCUUGGAUAUUUGAUACUGACCAAUAUAACGAAUGGAUGUCUGAAGAAGAUUAUGAAGUAGAUGAUACUGGAAAGAAAAAGGUGCAUCCAAGGCUAAUGUCAGUCGAAGAUUUGAUGAACCCGUCAGAAGAAACAAACAGUAAAAAGAAAGACCGGAAAAGAAAGCGGUCACCUUCACCGAAAAGGGAAAAACGGAAAAGUGGAAGAAAUGCACCUAUGAGUAAAAAAAGUUGUAAGGAAGACGACGAAGAUGCUACAAAGGACAUGGACGAUCCGACUCCCGAACCUAAUAUAGUAGAGGUAUCCACAUCUCCUAAUGGAGCAGCUAAGAAGGAUCAUGAACUACAACCAUUGAAGGGUGGGUCGAUUAUGGAGCUGGAUGAACAAGAAGAGAAAAAUGAAGAUAAUUCUCAAACGGGAAAAACUAGUGAAACUAAUGCACAGCAUGACGGCCAAGAAGACAACGUUACAGAACAGACUCACCACAUAAUCAUCCCGUCGUACUCAGCGUGGUUUGAUUACAAUUCCAUACAUGAAAUUGAAAAACGAGCCAUGCCCGAGUUCUUUAAUGCAAAGAAUAAAUCGAAAACACCGGAAAUUUAUUUGGCUUACCGCAAUUUGAUGAUAGAUACCUACAGAUUAAAUCCCACUGAAUACAUAACAAGCACAGCUUGUAGGAGAAACUUGGCUGGCGAUGUUUGUGCCAUAAUGAGAGUUCAUGCCUUUUUGGAGCAAUGGGGUUUGAUUAAUUAUCAAGUUGAUUCAGAUGCAAGGCCGUCCCCACUGGGCCCACCACCGACAUCACAUUUUCAUGUGUUAUCUGAUACUCCUUCGGGAUUGCAACCUGUAAAUCCACCCAAAACACCUCAGCCCAGUGCGGCAAAAACGUUCUUGGAUCUUGAAAAAUUCCAAGAAAUUAAGCGGCCCGAGAGCUCAGAAAAUUUGGCUAGCUUUGGAUUAAAAUUGGAUCAAUAUUCGAAAAAACCGGCUGUUUUGAGAAAUAAAACAGCCGCUUCGCUAACACGCGAAUGGACAGAACAAGAAACUCUGCUUCUACUUGAAGGUCUUGAAAUGUAUAAAGAUGAUUGGAAUAAAGUUUGCGAACAUGUGGGCUCAAGAACACAAGAUGAAUGCAUUCUACACUUUCUUCGGUUGCCGAUCGAAGAUCCCUAUCUGGAAGAUCCGGAAGCUGGUGGUACUCUAGGCCCUCUAGCUUAUCAACCGAUUCCAUUCAGCAAAGCAGGAAAUCCAAUAAUGUCCACUGUCGCAUUCUUAGCUUCCAUUGUGGAUCCCAGAGUAGCGGCAGCUGCAGCUAAGUCGGCAAUGCAUGAAUUUGCCAGCAUUAAAGACGAAGUUCCAGCGGCUGUAAUGGAUGCUCAUUUGAAGAGUGUUGAAGCGUCUUCGGCUUCGGGUAAGUACGACCCCAGCGCUAAUUUAGCCUUAACUGGAAUAGCGGGAACAACACCAGAAAAGGAGGAAGAAACGAAAAAGGAGAAGGACGAAGACGCGCCUAGUGAGCCCAAGGAAGAAAAACCUGAUAUUGUAAAAUCGGACCCAGAAGACGUUGAAAUGCAAAAUCCUUCCAGUGAAGUAAAGGUGAAAGACAGCGAGAUGCAAAGUGCAGCGGCAGCAGCUUUGGCUGCAGCCGCCGUUAAAGCCAAACAUUUGGCGGCAGUUGAAGAAAGAAAAAUCAAAUCAUUGGUCGCGCUGUUGGUGGAAACUCAAAUGAAAAAAUUGGAAAUAAAACUCCGUCACUUUGAAGAACUCGAAACAACAAUGGAAAGGGAACGAGAAGGUCUUGAAUAUCAAAGACAACAACUUAUUACUGAAAGACAACAGUUCCACUUGGAGCAGCUGAAAGCUGCAGAGUUUCGAGCCAGACAACAAGCACAUCAAAGGUUGCAAAGUGAACAGGGACAAUGGCCGGCUCAACAUCAGUCUUCAGCUGGCUCAAACUCGAGCGAUACGGGACCAAGUACAACACCUACUCCUCCUUCACCUCAGGCCACACCUCAUCAUCAUAUCGGGGAUGGACAAGAUAGCGAAUAAUAUAUGCGACUUGCCAUAUCGAAUGAGGUCGUGAGUGCCGAGGAUGGUUUUCAUCUAUAGCGAGAUUUGUAGAUAAAAAAAAUUUUUUCUUUGAUCUCCCUACCCGUCUACUUCAACUGAAAGAAGCCGAAUGCUAAUUCAAAUAGCUAAAUGACCAAGUAAUAACAGUAUCGUGAAAAUAAGAUGUUAAUUUGACCAAAAAUCACUUUAACUCAUGAUAAUUUUCAGUAAUUUUUUCCCAAAAGCUUUGGCAGCAACAGAUUUUAAGUCGGGCGUUCAUCAGAAUGGUGUCUUACAUAUAGAUUACUAUUAGGAAGUAUGUAAUUGGUUCUAAAAUUACGAGCAAUUUUGAGAUAAAUCAACCCUAUUUUGGGUUGGGGAUUUUUUCGACAGGCUCAUUUUUGGAUUGCUGCACAAAGACAAUAUAACAAAAGUGAUAAUGUUCUCGUAAACACAUUUAAAACUGAAUGUAAUUAUAAAAAAAACAGAUCGAAAUAUUGCGGCAGUUACAGCUAAUUUUACUAAGCAGCCGCUGCGAAAGUACGGCUUUUAUACUAGUUGGUCUUCCAAGAAACUUAUAAUUAGAAAACGUGGUAGAGACAUACAUAUCUAUUUUAGAUUACACAUUGAAUUGAAUGGAGUUGCUUAAAUUCUUUUUUUGUGUAAUAAUCAUUUUCAUGUAACUGCUGUUGCUUCUUAUUUACCGAUUAGUAAGGUUUUAAAGGUACAUUUUUCAUGUUGAAUCCGGCAUCAGGAACAUUAUAUACAAAGGAAAAAAUAUGAUAUUAAGAUUAUUCCUCUUAACGGUUAAAACUGUUGGCAUUCGUCAAAUGAAUCCCGUGAUAUUUUGGUCUAUGUUGAUAAAAUCAGUCGAUGAUGAAGCUGUAGUUGGCCUAAGCCUGAUUAGAAUAAUGAAAAAAUAAGAUUUUUAUAAGUCGCUCUUUUGUACUUUAGUGUAGGAAUUUUCAUAGGCAAGCUACACCUCGCUUCUCACAUUCAAUUUUAUCACGUAACAAAUCAGGCAAACUUUUUUCUGUAGGGACUUUUUAACAGAGUAAUUCGUUAUUAUUUAAAGAACACAUAUAGCACAGUUAGACAAGUAAAAUAGUUAAGUAAUUGGUGAUUGUUCAAUUUUCCAAUGUACAUAUGUGAUUCUUUUUAACCUUUUCUUUUCGCCUCAAAUGUAAAGAUGAAGUCUGCUGUGCUAUCAGUGUCUCAUGAAUUACUUCUGAUAGUAGAUUGGUUUAUGACUUAUGGAGUAUGUUAGUAGUAAUUAUUCCAUCUUUUUAAUGAAAAUUUUAAAUUUAUACACAGUUUAUACAUGCACAGCCAAUAAAAUUAUAGUUUUAUAGUAUUACAGAAUAAAUUCAAAUAUUUUAACUUUAUUUAUACUAGACUUAUCUAAGUGAUUUUUUUGUUAGAUCCAUACUUUUUACGGUCCAAAUUAUAAAGUUGCUUAAAUGCAAAUAGAAUAUAGUACAGAAAUAAAAUCUUUACAUUCA
This is a messenger RNA of Dendroctonus ponderosae (mountain pine beetle), 4425 nucleotides long. Its product is annotated as SWI/SNF complex subunit SMARCC2. Gene Ontology annotation, biological process: positive regulation of DNA-templated transcription. Gene Ontology annotation, cellular component: SWI/SNF complex. The record is from RefSeq and is a predicted model, not a curated record. Gene Ontology annotation, molecular function: histone binding; DNA binding. The transcript has 10 exons. The coding region runs from base 137 to 2923 and encodes 928 amino acids. NCBI's taxonomy places the organism in Eukaryota, Metazoa, Arthropoda, Insecta, Coleoptera, Curculionidae.